Messenger RNA from Bombina bombina (fire-bellied toad), 1145 nucleotides. It is a transcript of the gene COPZ1, whose product is annotated as COPI coat complex subunit zeta 1. The record is from RefSeq and is a predicted model, not a curated record. Gene Ontology annotation, biological process: retrograde vesicle-mediated transport, Golgi to endoplasmic reticulum; intracellular protein transport; intra-Golgi vesicle-mediated transport. Gene Ontology annotation, cellular component: COPI vesicle coat. Lineage: Eukaryota; Metazoa; Chordata; Amphibia; Anura; Bombinatoridae. The coding region runs from base 30 to 563 and encodes 177 amino acids. The transcript has 9 exons.
AUUGCUCCACGUCGGCAAGAGAGAAGAAGAUGGACGCUGUUCUGCAGGACCCCUCUCUGUAUACAGUGAAAGCUGUCUUAAUCUUAGACAACGAUGGAGAGAGACUGUUAGCCAAGUACUAUGAUGAGACCUAUCCCACGGUGAAGGAACAGAAGGCAUUUGAGAAGAACAUCUUCAAUAAAACUCAUCGAACAGACAGUGAGAUUGCUCUCCUGGAGGGGUUGACAGUGGUCUAUAAGAGCAGUAUAGAUCUGUACUUCUAUGUCAUCGGAAGCUCACACGAGAAUGAGCUUAUGUUGAUGGCUGUUCUGAAUUGUCUCUUUGACUCCUUGAGCCAAAUGCUCCGUAAAAAUGUAGAAAAACGAACUCUGCUUGAGAAUAUGGAAGGACUUUUCCUAGCAGUUGAUGAGAUAAUAGAUGGCGGAGUCAUUUUGGAGAGUGAUCCUCAGCAAGUUGUUCAUCGUGUGGCACUAAGAGGUGAUGAUGUCCCUCUUACCGAGCAAACUGUUUCUCAGGUGCUGCAGUCUGCAAAAGAACAAAUCAAAUGGUCACUCCUCCGAUAGUUGAUGCGAACAGUGCUGGACAUGUAUCCAUGAUUCAUUCCAUCUUGAUGGGACCCCCCUCUUGUCCCUCCCACAACCCUUUUCCUCUAUGAUUACUAUAAAGCACUAUAUGACUUUUUAUUCCUUGCGUGUAGCAAGGGGCACAGAGGUUAUUGCCUUGUUACCCAGAAAGCCUUUUUUUCAGUCACUUGCCCAUAAUUUUCCUGUAGUUUUUCGAAACCUCUUAACCCAAUUAUACCACAAUGGUUGCAAUAAUAGCUAAAAGCUGUACCAAAAUCACUAUGAACAGAGCCUGUCAGGGAAUUGGACACAGUCACCUGACGCCUCAUUCUAGUUAUUGAGAAAUGUCUGUAAUCUGCCACUGAGGGGCAUACUGAACUACCAUAUUGAAAGGUGUGUUGUUUAAGGCAAAAGCAUGUCAUAGAGGAACAAGCGUACAGUAUACGUUUUAUAAGGGGAAGAAGUGAAAGAUUAUGUAGUGGACCAAUUUGAUGUACACAAGUUUUAUACUUGGGCUAAAGAGCUGUACAAAUGUAUACAGAUUCAGAUUAUUAUUAUUAAAUAACAUACUAAACAAAAAAA